AUGUUCCGGGGUGAUUCUGAUGUGAAGGUAGGCCUCCGUGAGGUCGAUGGAGGCCAAGAAGUCGCCCUGUCGAAUGCCCUGGAUUUCAGGGAGGCCAUCUUGAACCUACGGUUUGGAGUAAUUCAUUCAGUGUUUACAAAUUUGCUCUUGUGGACAAAUGGUAUAUUAACUGAAUCAAAGCAUCAACUUAAUGAACACAAGGAAAGGUUAAUUACUCUUGGAUUUGGAAACAUAUCAAUAGAGCUGGAUGAUCAUACACCACUUUGCAACUGUACCUACAGCACCCUCUGCUCCAUAUUUUCCCAAGGAAUAUAUUAUUUAUACCCCUUCAAUAUUGAGUAUCACAUUUUAGCAUCCACAAUGCUGUAUGUGGUCUGGAAGAACAUUGGACGUAAAGUUGAAUACCUACAGCCACAUAAGAUGCCAUUCAAGUUUCAGGGCACAGCCAUAGGCAGCAUCUUAGGUCUAGUAGUAUUUAUUACAACAAUAGCAGUUGUAGUUGUUUAUCUUAUUCAGAUUGGGCGUUCAAAAUUAAAGAGUGAACUAGCACUUAUUAUGUUUUACUUGUAUGCCGUCACAGUACUAGCAAUCAUGUGUGCAGCAGGCAUUGUGGCGAUUCUAAUCUAUAGACUUGAAGACAAUUCACUAGAUAUUUCUAAAAAUCCAGCCAGAAAACUUGAUGCAGACCUCUUGGUAGGGACAGCCUCAGGCUCCUGGCUUCUUUCUUGGGGUUCUAUUCUUGCAAUUAUCUGUGCUCAGUCUCAUCCAGCAUAUACAUGGUAUAGUUUGCCCUACUCUGUACUUGUUAUCAUUGAGAAAUAUAUUCAGAACCUCUUCAUAAUUGAAUCUAUACAUCGUGAGCAUGACAAGAGUAAUGAUGAUAUUAAAACUCUGCGAAUAUUAACAGUGUCCAGUGGAAACAAUCUCUCCCCUACAGCUUCCUAUAAAGAAAUCUAUAAUGGAACAAAUGGAAAGUUGUCAUCCACAUUUUAUGGAAUUAGUUAUCCAUCUGAGAACAGUUCCAGUUGUGCUUUCCAUGAAAACAUUAAUCAGAACAAGAUUCCAGUCCCUCCGUCCCCUACAGAUUUUUCAUUCACUCCGAGAAACUUCUAUGUCAACAACAAAAGAAGUAUCUUGAAGAAUAUUGCUGUAUUUUUGUUCUUGUGUAAUCUCUCACUUUGGAUUCCGCAAGCUUUUGGUUGCCGCCCUGAAUAUGACAAUGGCCUGGAAGAAAUGGUUUUUGGAUUUGAACCUUGGAUCAUUGUGGUGAAUCUUGCAAUGCCCUUUUCCAUUUUCUACCGGAUGCAUUCAGCAGCCUCCCUCUUUGAGGUUAGCUGCAAAAUGUAAAUUGUAUAAUUUCAUCAAGAAGGAAAGAUGAAAGUCUGGGAAGGUAAAUACACUUGAUAGAUCUUGAAGAUCCAAGAUCAUUUAAAUGGAUUCUUUUGCCACCUCCUCGCUCCCUUGGGAAAUUUAAGCAAACAUGAAUACAUCUGUAAAAGCAUUGAGCCAAUACACAGCUGCAGGGUUGCAGAUUUGAAGAAAAAGAUGAUUUGGCACUUAAAUGGGCAUGGAUGUUACAUCCCCCACCCCAAUACUUUCAAUG
Thamnophis sirtalis is the source of this 1603-nucleotide messenger RNA. The record is from RefSeq and is a predicted model, not a curated record. NCBI's taxonomy places the organism in Eukaryota, Metazoa, Chordata, Lepidosauria, Squamata, Natricidae.